CGUGUUUUUCAGGCCACUUUUUUUGCUUUUUUACUGCUGGCUGAUCAACCCAACAAGCAGGAAUGGCAGGGGACCCAGGAAGAUGCAUCAUUGGACCUCCGCACUGUGGCUUGGACAACUUACUGGAAGGAGAGUCUGCAAGUGUCCGGCAGCAGAAGUUGGCUAUUCAGCGGAACCUUCUGGAAAAAAAGCAGCGACGUAAGCGGCAGGAAGUGCAGAUGGUGAAGGCAAAUCCUGAAAUGCAGGCAAAAUUGAGAAUGCUGAGGAUAUCAAAAGAAAAGGAGUCUCCGCAUGUAGAGCUAAACUGCCAAUCUACUGCUGCGUCAGGAUCACCUUCUGAAGUGGUUCCAGCCAUGGAUGAGGUGGAUACCACACUAGAAGAGAUUCCACUUUCAGACUUCAGUAUCUCUGCCAACACAAUCCUUGAUGACCCUCCCAGAAUCUGGAGAAGCAAGAAUAAAGUGCCAAAGGAGGAGGAAGAAGAUGUGGAUAAAGACUUACACAUUGAAAAUGGAGGCUUAAGGCGGUCAAAAAUCCUCAGUAAGAAGAGGGAUCUCCCUGCUGUAAAGACAGAGAAAAAACAAAAAGGGAAAGUUGCAUUGGGUGUAAAGAAACAAGAAAGGAAAACUGUGCCUCCUGUUGGCAAGGUGGGCAAGAAGUAUUCUGCUUCAAAAAAAACAAAAAGGCUAAGCAAGUCGGGGAGCAGAGAGUUGCUAACAGCAACCUCUCUCAGCCCUGCUUCGUCAGAGAAUGCUGUGGAAGAGAUUGGAGAUAAGCAGACGUAUUUAAGUUCAUCAAGCAGGGAUGACGAAGAUGAGGAUGAGGAUGAAGAGAGCACAGACAAGGAGGGUAGUCCUUAUCCUCAGUUUAAUGUGAAGAGGAGAGAUAGGAAGACAACUUCAGUACAGGCACGGCAACUGAGUGACAGCUUUACUGAUGAGAUGGAGGAGGAGGAGGAACCUGAUGAUGAUGAGAAGGAGGAGAAGGAUGGCCAGGAGGACUUUCAAGAGAAUUCAAGCUUGGCCCCCUUAAACAGCAAUCUACGACAGGGCUCAACAGACAGUAACAUCUCUUUAAAGGACCCACCACUGGAUAUACACGACCUACAGGAGUUUGCUCUGCGUCCGGCACCGAAGGAUGUUACAAUUCAAUGUCGGGUUACCAGAGAUAAAAAAGGAGUGGAGAAAGGGAUGUUCCCUACGUACUAUCUGUACCUGGAACGUGAAGAUGGCAACAAGGUGUUCUUAAUGGCAGGCAGGAAGCGCAAAAAAAGCAAAACCUCCAACUAUCUGGUGUCCACUGAUCUCACUGACCUGUCCCGGGAAGGAGCUGGCUACAUUGGUAAAGUCAGGUCCAAUGUUCUUGGCACAAAGUUUACUGUUUAUGACAAUGGUGAAAAUCGAAACAAGAAGCCAUUCAUCAAAGAAGUGGAGUCGGUGAGGCAAGAGCUGGCCACUAUCUGCUAUGAAACCAAUUUGUUAGGGCUGAGAGGUCCGAGGAAGAUGACCAUUAUCGUUCCAGGUCUGGAUCACAAUGAUGAGAGGGUGCCAAUCCGUCCCCAGAAUGAGCAUGAGAGCUUGCUGGUGCGCCACCAAAAUGGGAACUGGGAUAGCCUGAUUGUGCUGCACAACAAACCUCCCUUCUGGAACAAGGAGACCCAAUCUUAUGUCUUAAACUUUAAAGGACGUGUAACGCAAGCCUCUGUGAAGAACUUUCAGAUUAUCCACAUGCAAGACCCUGAUUACAUUGUGAUGCAGUUUGGUCGUGUGGCUGAAGAUGUCUUCACCAUGGACUACAGGUAUCCUCUUUGUGCACUGCAAGCCUUUACCAUCACACUCACCAGCUUUGACAUCAAGCUGGCCUGUGAAUGACCUGCAGGACAUAU
Erpetoichthys calabaricus (reedfish) is the source of this 1885-nucleotide messenger RNA. Its product is annotated as tubby protein-like. The record is from RefSeq and is a predicted model, not a curated record. The transcript has 14 exons. NCBI's taxonomy places the organism in Eukaryota, Metazoa, Chordata, Cladistia, Polypteriformes, Polypteridae. Gene Ontology annotation, cellular component: cilium. Bases 63 to 1871 code for a protein of 602 amino acids. Gene Ontology annotation, biological process: protein localization to cilium.